AUGAGAGUGGCAAUAUCAGUAGAAAAAAGAGUAGCCGUCUCACUCUACCGCUUGUGCUCUGCUGCCGAAGACCGCACCAUCGCCGAAUUGUUCGCGAUUGGCCCCUCUACUGUGCUCUUGCUCUACAAAGAGUUCUGUACGGCCGUACGGAGAAACCUGGAGGACAACUGGGUGAAGAUGCCUUCGCCAACCGACAUGGAGGAGCAAAUCAGGGAAUUUUUUGUGGUCACAGGAUUCCCACAAGGUGUUGGGGCGCUCAACGGCUGCUACUUCCCAGUGUCACCGCCAAAGAAAUAUGCUUCGGACUACUACAAUUACAAAGGCUGGUAUAGCAUGAUCUUGCUGGCUCUAGUGGACCACUGGUACUACUUUAGGUACAAAAACGUCGGCUCCCUAGGGCGGUGCCACGACUCGUUUGUGUACGGAAGAUCCGUGCUCAAAGAGGCCUACGACCAGAAUUGA
Messenger RNA from Rhipicephalus microplus (southern cattle tick), 462 nucleotides. RefSeq lists its product as uncharacterized. The record is from RefSeq and is a predicted model, not a curated record. Lineage: Eukaryota; Metazoa; Arthropoda; Arachnida; Ixodida; Ixodidae.